AGAUACAUUAUUUGCAAAAUGUGCUAAUUUGCUUAUUCUUUCUUCAAAACUCCCGAAAGAAACACUAGAUGAAAAAUCAAUUCCUCCCGGACAAAGUGAAACUUUAAUUUCAUCAUCGUUUGAAAAUUCAUUAUUUAAAAAACGUUCAGUUUUACGUAUUCCAUCAAUCCAUACAGCAGAAUAUACAGAACUAAACCCUCCCUGA
Messenger RNA from Racocetra fulgida, 205 nucleotides. The record is from the annotation of a GenBank genome assembly. Lineage: Eukaryota; Fungi; Glomeromycota; Glomeromycetes; Diversisporales; Gigasporaceae.